Ectocarpus siliculosus is the source of this 4543-nucleotide messenger RNA. The record is from the annotation of a GenBank genome assembly. NCBI's taxonomy places the organism in Eukaryota, Phaeophyceae, Ectocarpales, Ectocarpaceae.
AUGGCGGUGUACAAGUACGCCCCGGUGGCUCAGGAUGAACGCGAGAAGGCGGCGGCAUCGGAGGCGGCGAGAUCGUCCUCCUUCUCUUCCCCCAGCGGGGGAGGGGGCGGGAUCGGCCCCCUGGGAGUUCCGCACCGCCGCGGAGGCGGUGACGGGGACGGGGACGACGGGGACAGCCUCAUCUCCAAGCGCAUGCCCUACUGCAUGGCCAUGCUCGUGCUCCUGGCCAUCGUCUACGUUCUGGCCAGGACCGAGAAUGCUGCUUGCGUGUGCCCAAGCCUGGCCGACAAGCCCACGAUCCCAGUGGCCGAGCUGGACGGCGGCGAGUCCGGCGCAGGCGGCUGGUCCUCCGCCGACAUCCCCGGCGUUCCGACGCCUCCUGUAUCACCACCGGCGGCUGCGGCGCAGUGCGAGCCGUGCCCCUCCUGCCCCGUGUGUCCGGCGGCUGCGCCGGCUGUGCGCGGCGGCGGUGUGGCGGAGCUGACCUGCGCCGACUUCGACGUGGGCAAGUGCCGGAAGGAGAGCUUGGAGCAGACGACCCCGCACAUCAUCGAGUGCUCAGAGGCUGGGGAAGGCGGCUCUCAGGAGGUGUGCCACCUGCCCAGGCCCCAGCGAUACGCGGCCGUGGGGCAGAAGGGUGCUACCCUGUGGAUGACCGGUCUCAGCGGCAGCGGCAAGAGCACCAUCGCGAAGGCCCUCGAGGAGGAGCUGGUGCUGAGGGGAGGCAAGCACGUCUACCGGCUGGACGGGGACAACAUCCGCACCGGGCUCAACCGCGACCUUGGCUUCUCGGAGGCGGACCGCGGAGAGUCGGUCCGACGCGUGGGCGAGACCUCCUGCCUCUUCUCCGACUCGGGGACGAUCACCAUCGUGUCUCUCGUCUCUCCUUACCGAGAUGCCCGCGAUGCUGUCCGCAAGAGGCACGAGGACCAGGGCAUCCCCUUCUUCGAGGUCUUCCUAGACGUGCCCCUCGAGGAAGUGCAGAGGCGUGACCCCAAGGGACUGUACAAGCAGGUGGAGGAGGGCAAGCUGAAGGGCUUCACCGGGGUCGACGCACCGUACGAGCCCCCCCUCAACGCCGAACUUCGCCUUCCCAACAUGGAGAUGACGAUCCAGGAAUGUGUGGACGCCCUUAUCCGUGUCCUUGAGGCUGGCGGAAUCCUCACUGGGGGCCCCUCAGACCCGAGUGGCCUACCCAUGCCCGACGGCGAUGAGAUCAUCGACCUACACGUGGCCCCCAGCGAAAAAGCAGCGUUGAUGGCGUUUGCCGAGACUCUUCCCAAGGUUCUCAUCACCGACAUCGACCUCAACUGGCUGCAGGUGAUCGGAGAGGGCUGGGCUUCGCCUCUCAAGGGCUUCAUGCGUGAGGGCGCUCUGCUCCAGACGAUCCACUUCGCCUCUUUGCUUGUCGACCCCGCAAACACGACCGGGCACUACAACUUCAACGAAAUGGACACGGCCUUCGACGCUCUUCCGACCCACCGCCCCCCCAACCGGGUUAGCAUGUCGGUGCCGAUCGUGCUGCCCUGCACCGGCUUCACGAAGGAGUCGCUCGAGUCGAGCGGGAUGACGUCGGCUGCCCUCGUCACCAAGGACGGCGAUAUCGUUGCGGUCAUCAACGACUUCGAGAUCUACGCCAACCGAAAGGAGGAGAUCGUCUCGCGAGUGUUCGGUGUCAUCGACCCCGGACACCCGUACAUCGCGCACAUCUACUCGGGCGGGGACUGGCUCAUCGGUGGAGAAAUCCAGUUGCUCGACCGCAUCAGGUACAACGACGGCCUCGACAAGUGGCGCCUUACGGCCACCGAGGUUCGCGAGGAGUUCGCCAAGAAGGGGGCCGACGUGGUGUAUGCCUUCCAGACCAGAAACCCCACACACGCCGGCCACGCCUACCUCAUGCGUACGGCCGGGGAGAAGCUCAGGGACCAGGGAUUCAAGAACCCGGUUCUUUGGCUGUCGCCCCUCGGUGGCUGGACCAAGCCCGACGAUGUUCCCCUCGAUGUCCGCGUCAAGCAGCACGAGGCGGUGUUGGCGGAGGGGAUGCUUAACCCCGACACGACCGUGAUGGCCAUCUGGCCGAGCCCUAUGAUCUACGGCGGCCCGACCGAGGUCCAGUUCCACGCCAAGAGCAGGAGGUCCGGAGGCGCGAGCUUCUUCGUUGUCGGGCGCGAUCCUGCCGGCAUGAAGGGCUCCCCCGAGGCUCAGGCUGCACCGGAUGACGACCUCUACGACGCCGAGCACGGGCGUUACGUCUUGUGGAUGAGCCCGGGAGUCGGCAGCAUGAAGAUGCUCGAGUUCAGCCAGGUGUACUAUGACAAGAAGACCCACACCAUGACCGCGCCUGACCCAAGUCGACAGGACGACUUCAUCUCCAUCUCUGGGUCAAAGAUGAGGCAGCUCGCCGCCCAGGGAGCCAAGCCUUGCCCGAACGAUAUCCCGUCGGACCUGCUCGCGGCAAACUGCAUCCCCCCGGGCUUCAUGGUGCAGACGGGUUGGGACAUCGUGUGCGACUACUACCAGAACGUGGACACGAAGGAGUGGGUCCCGUGGUCCAAGCCCGUCAUCGAGCCCCCCAUCGCCCCCCACACCAACGCCGACGGCACCUUCGGCACUGCCCCCUUCCAGCUGGGCUUCACCGACCCCACCACCGCCAAGCCGGCGUCUCCCUGGCACGACGUGCCCCUAGACCCGGGUCUCGGGGACGGUGUGUUCCGGUUUAUCGUGGAAAUCCCCAUGUACCAGACGGCCAAGAUGGAGGUGAUGAAGGACGUGGCGUUCAACCCGAUCAUGCAGGACGAGAGCAAGGGGAAGCCGAGGUACUACACGUACGGCGUGCCGUUCUUCAACUACGGGCUUCUGCCGCAGACGUGGGAGGACCCCUUCCUCAAGGACAAGGAAGGGCACGGGGGUGACAACGAUCCGCUGGAUGUGAUGGAAGUGGGAGACGGGCCUUUGGUGAUGGGCACCAUAGUGGCCGUCAAGGUUCUUGGAUCGCUUGAGCUGAUCGAUGAGGGGGAAACCGACCACAAGAUCAUCGCGCUGAGAGUCACGGACCCCAACGCGGCCAACAUCAACAACAUGGACGACCUGGAGAGGUAUAAGCCCGGCAUGACUGCCCGACUGGUGGACUGGCUCAAGAUGUACAAGACCUCGGACGGAAAGCCGCCGAACUCCCUUGCUCAGGAUGAGCCGACGACGGUGGACGAGGCGCUAGCCGUCAUCCAGCACACGCAUGAGCGCUGGCAGUCCCUCAUGGCCGGACAGGCGGAGCACGACGAGGACUUCUGGCUCGGAGAAACACCAGAAACGGCGGCAGGGGACGGCUGGUAGAAAUCUCCCGGGGUCGGGGAUGAUGGUUGAGAUUCCCCGGGUUAUGCUGUCUUUUUGCCGUGUUGUUGGUGUCGAUGUUUGUGGUCUUCGUCUUCUACUCACCCUCUCAGGCCGAGAGCCGGAACACGGGGUAGUAGGAGGGAAUUCGGUUCCGCGUAUGAUGUUGCGGGGAGUUCUCUCUGCCAGCAAGGCGUUUCGGUUGGUUGGCCGCUUUCUACCCGUUGCUGUCGGAAAAACCACCCUAAAGGUGGAUGCUGGACGGAAAAUUCAACGGCCUAUGAAAGUAACGGUAGUAAUGUUUUUAUGGCGUGGAUUUCACCCGGGUUUCCUCCUCGCUGCUUGUGGCGCGAGGGGCUGUCGUCGCCUUUCUGUGUCCGGAGGAGGUUUAUGGCGCCCACCCCCCCGGAGCGGGCCAUGUUGCAAUCUCGAUUUUGGUAACAGCUUGGGGGUGUGACCGAAAGAGAGAAGGGGAGGGCUCAGGGCCUGUUGUUUGGCCAGUCUUGCACCGCCGAGACGAAGCUAACGCGGGGGACGGCAUGCAACGCCGGAGCUCUAAUCAGGAAGCUUCCAAGAAACUUCCGAGAAGCUUUUGGGGUGUUUCGUUGCGGCCGUGAAAGGCGGUAGUACCGUAGUAGUGGUGGUAGGAGCAGUGGUGGGUGAAGCGUGUGUGCCUUCCUUGUCUAUAGCGGCUGCUCGCUGCUGGUUUGUGGGUUGAUAUCGCGGGCCCCUCGUGUGGUCGUUGUUUUAAUUCUUUUGCUGCAAUCUUCAGUUUGUGUUAUGUUUUGUUUUGUUUUUUGGCGACGGAUUUUCUUUUCUUUUCUCCCUCGUACGCAUAACUCGGCACUAUUUCUUGUGCUUGUGCUGCUGCUUCUGCUCCUUCCUCCUCCGGCCUUGCCUGUUUGCGACCGCCCCACCACGGUGGGAUGGAAAUGGCGGUGAGAUGCUUCGGUGGGGGUGUGGUUUGGUGAUGCGAGGUGUCGAGGCUGCAGAACGCAGCUGCAGAGACCAGAAGAUUACGUAAGGAAUGAUGACUAAAUACUUACUCGAGACUAACGAGGAAGCCACUUCCCUGCCUUUGUUUUUUGUUUUUUUCUGGAGUAUACUACGAUGGAACUCCGUUUGAUUUUUUGUUUUUCGUCGUCGUGGUCGGGUCGUCGCAGACUUGUCAGUCAUGGUAUCCAUCCAUCAAUCAAUCCGUAACGUUUCCAUCUCC